Molecule: messenger RNA, 3003 nt
Organism: Arabis nemorensis
Lineage: Eukaryota; Viridiplantae; Streptophyta; Magnoliopsida; Brassicales; Brassicaceae
Source: the annotation of a GenBank genome assembly
AUGGAUUAUAGAGGACUAGUGAUCUGGAGAGAAUGGAUUGAGGCUAGGAGAAACUGGAUGGUCGGGUUACAAGUUCCAGCAACCGAUUGUGACCUUUACAGAAGAUGUGGCCAAUUCGCGACCUGCAAUCCCCGGAGAAACCCGCUCUGUUCUUGCAUUAGAGGGUUUAGGCCAAGGGACCUCAUAGAGUGGAAUAGUGGAAACUGGAGUGGUGGAUGCAUAAGAAGGGUCUCAUUGCAGUGUAAUAAUGGGAAUGCUGAUGGGUUUCUGAGGCUGAGUCGAAUGAAUCUACCGGAAUUCGCAAUAAGAUCCGAAGCGAGUGCACCAGAAUGCUUAAGGACUUGUUUGAAGACAUGUUCUUGUAUUGCUUGUGCUCAUGGCUUAGGUGGCUGCAUGAUUUGGAAUGGAAGCUUAAUCGGUUCGCAGGAGUUUACUGUUGGUGGAGUCGAUCUUUAUAUCCGUCUUGCACAUUCUGAAUUCAAAACGCCGAACAAACGACCGCUUGUGAUCGGUACACUAUGUGCAGGCGGUAUUUUUGUUGUGGCAGCUUGUGGUCUUUUGGCGCGAUGGAUUGUCAUGAAGAAAAGAGGAACAGAUGCAGAGCAAAUUUUGGAGAGAGUGGAAGCUUUAGCCGGUGGUAAUAAAGAAAAGUUGAAAGAGCUACCAUUGUUUGAGUUUCAAGUGUUAGUUGCAGCGACUGAUAACUUCUCUCUUAGAAAUAAGCUCGGACAAGGCGGUUUUGGUCCCGUUUACAAAGGGAAGUUGAAACAAGGGCAAGAGAUUGCUGUGAAGAGGCUGUCACGAGCAUCAGGACAAGGGCUUGAGGAACUUGUUAAUGAAGUGGUUGUGAUUUCUAAGUUGCAACACAGAAAUCUGGUGAAAUUACUUGGUUGGUGUAUAGCAGGAGUAGAAAGGAUGUUAGUCUACGAGUUCAUGCCCAAGAAUAGCUUAGACUUUUAUCUAUUUGACCCAGCGAAGGCGAAACUUCUUGAUUGGAAGACGCGGUUUAACAUUAUCAAUGGAAUAUGUAGAGGUCUUUUGUACCUUCACAGAGAUUCUAGGCUGAGAAUCAUUCACAGAGAUCUAAAAGCUAGCAACAUCUUGUUAGAUGAAAAUCUGAUUCCGAAAAUAUCCGAUUUCGGGUUAGCCAGAAUUUUCUUAGGCAAUGAAGAUGAAGAAAACACCCGAAGGGUCGUUGGAACAUACGGUUAUAUGUCACCGGAAUAUGCAAUGGGAGGAGUGUUUUCAGAGAAAUCAGAUGUUUUCAGCUUAGGAGUGAUACUCUUAGAGAUUGUUAGUGGAAGAAGAAACUCAAAUUCGACUCUCUUAGCUUAUGUAUGGUCAAUCUGGAACGAAGGGGAGAUUGAUAGUCUAGUAGAUCCGGAGAUAUUUGAUAAAAUCUUUGAGAAAGAAAUACGCAAAUGCGUUCACAUUGGUCUUUUGUGUGUGCAAGAAGCUGCUAAUGAUAGGCCAAUUGUUGCUACAGUGUGUUCCAUGCUCAGUAGCGAGAUUGCAGACAUCCCUGAACCGAAGCAGCCUGCCUUUAUACCGAGGAACGUUGUUUCAGAAGCUGAAUCCUCUGAGAACAGUGACCUUAAAGCCUCUAUCAACAAUGUCUGCAUCACCAAUGUCACAGGACGGUUUCAGAAGCCGUUGUUCGAGCGUUACAUUCACGCUACAGGAGCAUCCUGCUUCAGUGCUCGUAAUUACUAUGAUGUUCUCGGUGUUUCUCCAAAAGCUACACGGGAAGAGAUUAAAAAGUCAUUCCAUGAGCUUGCAAAAAAGUUCCACCCUGAUACAAAUAGAAAUAAUCCUUCAGCAAAGAAGAAAUUCCAGGAAAUAAGAGAGGCGUACGAGACCCUGAGUAAUUCUGAACGAAGAGAAGAAUAUGAUAAGCUGCGCUAUCGGAAUUCAGAUUAUGUAAAUAAUGACGGUGGUGAUGCAGAGAGGUUCAGACGUGCUUACCAGUCCAAUUUCUCGGAUUCGUUCCACAAGAUUUUUUCUGAGAUAUUUGAAGACGAAACUGAUCAGAUUGCUUCUGAUAUUCGGGUGGAACUGUCGCUUUCUUUUUCCGAAGCUGCAGAAGGGUGCACAAAGCGUUUGUCUUUUGAUGCAUAUGUCUUUUGUGAUUCCUGUGAUGGGCUUGGCCAUGCUCUUGAUGCUGCCAUAAGAGCUUGUCCAACAUGCAGGGGUAUUGGACGAAUAACUAUUCCUCCUUUUACAACAAUAUGCCAGACGUGCAAGGGGUCAGGACAUAUUGUAAAGGAGUUCUGCAUCUCUUGUAGAGGAUCCGGUGUUGUGGAAGCCACAAAGACAGUUGAAAUCGGGAUCCCUGGGGGGGUGGAGUCUGAAGCUAUGAUCAAAAUCGAAGGUGCUGGUAAUGUUAGAUCAAGAAAAAGUUUACCUGGGAACUUGUAUAUCAAAUUAAAGGUUGCCAAUGAUUCAACUUUCUCUAGGGAUGGCUCAGAUAUUUAUGUGGAUGCUAAUAUUAGCUUUACACAAGCCAUUUUGGGAGGCAAAGUUGAGGUGCCGACACUAUCAGGGAAGAUACAGCUAGAUAUACCAAAAGGGACUCAACCUGGUCAACUUCUUGUUUUAAGAGGCAAAGGGCUACCAAAGAGAGGCUUUUUUGUAGAUCAAGGAGAUCAAUAUGUGCGCUUCCGAGUUAACUUUCCCACUGAAAUUAACGAACGUCAGCGUGCUAUACUGGAAGAGUUUGCAAAGGAAGAAAUCAACAGUGAAUUGAGCGGUUCUUCAGAAGAAAGCUGGAACGAGAAAGCUCUCUACUGGUUGAACUUACAGGUGGAAUCUAACGAGUCCUCGGCUCAUACGCGAUUUCUCAUUACUGGUGCUGCUGAUGAUAUUGUUGAACAAGUUAAUGGGAUGAAAUCACCACGGGCGAUGAAAGCGGAAAAGCAUUCAGGAGAAGAAGACAGCAGAAGACUAAUCCAUCUUUUUGUUGGGAAGAACAAACAGUUCAACAGCAUAACAGAAGAGUCAUAG